Molecule: messenger RNA, 959 nt
Organism: Schizosaccharomyces octosporus yFS286
Lineage: Eukaryota; Fungi; Ascomycota; Schizosaccharomycetes; Schizosaccharomycetales; Schizosaccharomycetaceae
Exons: 2
Coding region: 670-807 (45 amino acids)
Molecular function (GO): mating pheromone activity
Source: RefSeq, a predicted model, not a curated record
CGCUCGCUAUCGUUAGUAAAUAAUUAAGAAAAUAGCAGAACAAGAGAUUCAUUAGUGGAAUACAAGAGAGCAUUCAAAGUAGCCUUUAAUAUCUUCUAUUCUAGAAAGAAAAACUGCUUCUUGUUUCACGGGGUUUUUUCAUUGAGUAUACGAUUUUUGAUUAUACCACUUUCGAGUAGUUUGAAACAAGUUGCCUACAUUUGUCGUGAACGCUCGCUGGCUUCAAUUCGAAAAAGAUAUAGUGGGCUAGUAAAUUUGCAAGGAUUAUUUCUAACUAUCUGUUCCUGUUUCUAUAACCACUUAAACCCCAUCCUCCUCAGCAACGAAAAAAGUCACCUAGAAUCCUCAUGACCUAAGAAACCAUUCUCAUUUAGUGCUGAUUCUUUUCUUUUCAAAAAAAAUUCUAUUGUAUUUCGAAAUCUGUUCAAUUCCUAUCUACUGUAAUCGGUGGCUGGCCAACUUCUCGUAUAUUCAAUUGUUUAAGACAAUGGGAUCCUUUUCUCAAAAAGAAUGGAAAGAAGAUGGAUAAAGUCGGGGCUCGGAUAGAUCGGCAUUUUAAGAAAAAGGUAUAAAUAAAGGUCCUUGGAAGCAUUCUACUCCAUAUUAAAUUGAAUUUGGCUAAUCAUUACUCCAUUGCUUUCCUUCAGUAUUUCUUCCCGAUUCUUCAACAUGGACGCUAUGAACAACACAAUUUCCUCUUCUACUUCUUCUUCUCUAGUAAACAAUGCUCCUUCCAAGCCCACUGUCACUAGCAGCAAUGCUUCUUGGUACCAACCCAAACCUCCUGCAAUGUGUGUCAUCGCCUAAUUUCCAUUGAUUUUUUCUUUUUGAUCAGAGCAGCUAUAUCCUACUGAAACGCCGUUUUAGUAUUUUUGUCCCAAUUUUUGAACUGCCUUUAAUGAACACUUAAUUCAAGGUUGAGCAUUUUUAUAUCUAUUAAUAAGAAUUUUUGAGCUGCC